GACUCAAGUCACUCCACGACGCGAGACAUAAACACACAGAGAUGAUGUGGACAAUAUUCCUGUUUGGCUUCGCUGUCCUGCUUUAUUUUGCUCUCACACACAGAUCGAGAUCCAAGACUGAACCGCCUCUUGAUAAAGGUUUCAUCCCAUGGCUCGGCCACGCACUUGAAUUUGGAAAAGAUGCUUCUAAGUUCUUGAAUCGAAUGAAGCAGAAACAUGGCAACAUCUUCACAGUGCAUGUUGUUGGGCGUUACGUGACGGUGCUGCUGGAUCCACACUCAUAUGACGCAGUUAUCGGUGACUCUGAUUCACUGGACUUUACGCGCUACGCACAGGUUCUCAUGGACAGAAUCUUCAACCUGCAGCUCCCACAUCACCAGCCGGUGAAAGAAAAAGCAAUAAUGAAACAGCACUUUUUUGGAAUGAAUUUGACCAGCCUUAACAAUGCCAUGAGCACACACCUGAAAGCCUUACUGAAAGCUGAGAUCCCCUCGAACCGGAAAGACUGGAAAGAGGAGGGAUUGUUCAACCUCUCUUAUGGCUUCCUCUUCAAGGCUGGGUACCUGACGCUUUUUGGAGGAGAGCAGAACAACAACAGCACAGAUCCCUCAAGUGUCUACGAGGAGUACCGGAAGUUUGACGGUCUAUUAACAAAAAUGGCACGGGGCACGUUAAAAUCAGCCGAGAGGAGAACAGCACACAGCGUUCGUCACAGACUGUGUGAGCUUUUGGCUCCAGCAGGUCUGAGUGAAGAUUCAGGGUCGAGCCCUUGGCUUCACGCCUACAGACGACUGCUUCAGGAGGAGGGGGCCGAUGAGGAGAUGCAGAAAAAGGCCAUACUGAUGCAACUCUGGGCCACACAGGGUAAUGUUGGUCCUGCUGCAUUUUGGCUCCUCGGACACUUGUUGACCCAUCCUGAUGCUCUGACAGCAGUGAAGAGGGAGUUCAGCCGGAUCUCCCAGAUGGAAACGUCUGAGACUGCUCUUCUGGACAGACUUGUGAAUACCCCAGUGUUUGACAGCGCUUUGGAAGAGACGCUCAGACUCACUGCUGCCCCCUUCAUCACCAGAGAGGUACUGAAAGAAAAGACUCUCCAUAUGGCUGAUGGUCAGGAGUACCUCCUGAGAAAAGGAGACCGGGUGUGUUUAUUUCCCUUCAUCAGUCCUCAGAUGGACCCAGAGAUUUACCACGAGCCACAGAAAUUCAAGUACAAUCGCUUCCUGAAUGAAGAUGGAUCACCAAAGAUAGAUUUUUAUAAAGGAGGGAGGCAGCUGAAAUAUUACACCAUGCCAUGGGGUGCAGGGACCAAUGGCUGUGUGGGGAAACAGUUUGCCAUCAAUACCAUCAGACAGUUUGUUUACAUGCUGUUGACUAACUAUGAUUUGGAGCUGUGUGACCCAAAUGCUCAGUUGCCCGAGGUGAAUACCGGCCGUUAUGGGUUUGGGAUGCUACAACCAGAGGGAGACCUACUUGUCCGAUGUAAACCCAGGAAUGCACUCUAGGACUCUAAAAUCACACAUUUUAUGCACAUUUUAACAAAUGAAUAUUAUUUCAAACUGUCAAUAUUUCCUUUGUAUAUUUGUAUUCUAUAUUUAUAUUUUUAACUUUGUAAUUAUUUUGUUAUUUAUCAAUAAAUGUAACUAAUAUAUUCUGUA
Sphaeramia orbicularis (orbiculate cardinalfish) is the source of this 1655-nucleotide messenger RNA. Its product is annotated as prostacyclin synthase. Gene Ontology annotation, molecular function: oxidoreductase activity, acting on paired donors, with incorporation or reduction of molecular oxygen; monooxygenase activity; heme binding. The transcript is spliced from 10 exons. Bases 42 to 1502 code for a protein of 486 amino acids. Lineage: Eukaryota; Metazoa; Chordata; Actinopteri; Kurtiformes; Apogonidae. The record is from RefSeq and is a predicted model, not a curated record. Gene Ontology annotation, biological process: prostaglandin biosynthetic process.